AAACUGAACUAAGCACAAUAAGAAGAAAGUCAGAAUGGUUUUCAAUAUUGGGCAUUAUCUGCUCUUGGCAAUAGCUUUGCUAAGUGUUCCUGGGGCUCCUGGAGUUUCUGGAGUUGAACGUAUAACUCAUGGAAGGAAUAUAAACAUCACUCAAGUUCCUUGGCAGGUGUCCCUACACUAUUUGGGCAAGUUUCAUUGCGGGGGAUCCAUCUACAGUGAAACUAUUAUCAUAACUGCGGCACACUGUGUUGAAAACAAACGGAUAGGGGACAUCGAAAUUCGAGCUGGAUCCUCUAACCAUAAAAGCGGAGGUGUUUUGGUGGAAGUUGAAAACUUUCGUUAUCACGAAAGGUUCACCAGAAAGGACUUUCGCAGUGAUGUUGCUGUUAUUAAAUUACGGAAUCCACUAACUUUCUCCAAUACCAUUCAACCAAUUGCUUUGGCUGAGCAGGAUCCGGCCGAAUGGUCACUGGGAUUAGCCACAGGCUGGGGCUUAACGCCUUUUUAUAAUCCCGAUUAUCUUCAGGGAGUCAAACUGGCCAUCAGAUCGUGGGAAUGGUGUAAAAUAAAAUACCCAUACUUACUGCUCGACGAUGACAUUUGUGCUGGAAGCGCUUUAGGAGGCCCAUGCAAUGGAGAUUCCGGUGGACCCUUGGUCGUUGAUGGAAAGCUAGUGGGGAUCACCUCACGUGGUAGACAGUUUUUAUGUUUCUCCUCUGGACUUUUCGCCAGCGUAGCUAAAUAUCGUUCGUGGAUCCUGAAUACCAUUAAAUCGGUUUGAAAUUUCUGAUAUUGCAGUUAUAUUUGUUAGUAGCUGCACUUUGUUGUGCUGUACUCCGAAUUAAAAAGAAAAUUUGCAACUAAAUGUUAAUCAAUUUGUACUUUUCGUUUUUAAAAUAAUGAAAUAAAGGAUCAGAUAAAUAAAA
Drosophila eugracilis is the source of this 926-nucleotide messenger RNA. RefSeq names its product trypsin beta (gene Send1). Gene Ontology annotation, molecular function: serine-type endopeptidase activity. The record is from RefSeq and is a predicted model, not a curated record. Bases 35 to 781 code for a protein of 248 amino acids. Lineage: Eukaryota; Metazoa; Arthropoda; Insecta; Diptera; Drosophilidae. Gene Ontology annotation, biological process: proteolysis. The transcript has a single exon.